This is a messenger RNA of Brienomyrus brachyistius, 6605 nucleotides long. Its product is annotated as protein MTSS 2-like. Gene Ontology annotation, molecular function: phospholipid binding; actin binding. The transcript is spliced from 15 exons. Gene Ontology annotation, cellular component: actin cytoskeleton; cytoplasmic side of plasma membrane. Gene Ontology annotation, biological process: cell projection assembly; plasma membrane organization. Lineage: Eukaryota; Metazoa; Chordata; Actinopteri; Osteoglossiformes; Mormyridae. The record is from RefSeq and is a predicted model, not a curated record. The coding region runs from base 491 to 2755 and encodes 754 amino acids.
UUCGGCUCCAUGUGACAGGGGGUGGCCGGCCCCACUCGCUUCCCACGGAUCGGCUCGCAGCCCCCGAACCGCACCGCAGCCCAGCUCCCGCUGACAGCCGAGCGCUGCUCGUCGGCUCCUGCCCCAGCCACGCGUCUUUGCUUAAAGUCCACUCCCCCAUCCUGAAAACCGAGCUCAUUUUCGCGUUGCCGGCCGAAGAUGCGAGUGGCCCUCGCAGAGCCAUCUGCAUGCUCUAUCUCCGGUCUCAAGGAGUAGACAGCGCGUGGGAAAGGGGGGAUCAGACCUCCUUUUUUCAUUCCUCUCCAUCACCACGGAUCCACUGUCUCUGACUUGCAGUCAGUCUGUCCUCUCAGAUAUAAGCUUACAUCUCGCAUCCGCCGUCUCACCCUGGGAUUAGACGCGCGUGGAUCGGAGGACCCGGGUCUGUCGUUAUUCCUGCCGUGGGGAAAAUUUAUUAGAGGAGUAUUUUUUCCCCAUCUGACCCAUUAACAUGGAAGCGGUGGAGAAGGAAUGUGGGGCUCUGGGUGGCCUCUUCCAGGCCAUCGUCAAUGACAUGAAGUGCUCGUACCCGAUAUGGGAGGACUUCAGUACCAAGGCCACCAAGCUCCACUCCCAGCUCAGGACCACAGUGCUGGCCGCAGUGGCCUUUCUGGAUGCCUUUCAGAAGGUGGCGGACAUGGCGACCAACACCAGAGGUGCCACCAGGGACAUUGGAUCAGCGCUGACCCGGAUGUGCAUGCGGCACCGAAGCAUCGAGGCCAAGCUUCGUCACUUCACCAAUGCCUUGAUGGAGAGCUUGAUCGCACCUCUUCAGGAGAGAAUUGAAGAUUGGAAGAAAACUGCCAACCAGCUGGACAAGGACCACGCCAAAGAGUACAAGCGAUCUCGGCAUGAGAUCAAGAAGAAGUCCUCAGACACCUUGAAGCUCCAGAAGAAGGCCAAGAGAGGACGGGGGGACCUGCAGCCCCAGCUGGACAGCGCCAUGCAGGACGUCAGUGACAUGUGCCUGCUAAUGGAGGAGAUGGAGAAGCAGGCGGUGCGCCGUGCCCUGGUAGAGGAGAGGGGGCGCUUCUGCACCUUCAUCAGCUUCCUGCAGCCCGUCGUGAAUGGAGAGAUCGCCAUGCUGGGGGAGAUCACGCAUCUUCAGGGCAUUAUUGACGACCUGACCAUGCUGACCACAGACCCCCACAAACUCCCCCCUGCCAGCGAACAGGUGAUUAAGGACCUGCGGGGCUCCGACUACAGCUGGUCCUACCAGACACCCCCAUCCUCCCCCAGCAGCUCUGGCUCCAGGAAGAGUAGCAUGUGCAGUCUGGCCCAGCCGCCACCAGGGGGAGCCCACCGUCUCAGCAGUGUGUCUUCUCAUGACUCAGGCUUCAUCUCACAGGACACCAAUGUCUACUCCAAGCCGCCAUCACCCAUGCCCUCAGACAUCACCAGCCAGAAGUCUUCAAGUUCUGCAUCAUCAGAGGCAUCGGAGACCUGUCAGUCUGUCAGCGAGUGCAGCUCCCCGACCUCGUGUGGCUCGUCCUUCGCUACCUUCCGCCCUACUCUCUCUCACACUGGCUCCGCCCGGCCUCUCUCUGUCAUACUUCCUGCGUCCCCACCCUAUAAACGCUCCCCUGGAUCCAACACCUCCUCUCCCACAUCCAAGGUUCCUUGCUGGAAGGAUUGGUCAAAAGUCUCCUACGAGCAGCCAAUGGUCACUGCGUUACAGCGGAAGAAGGAUCCUUUGGAGCGACUCAGAGAGCAGGAAGCCCCCUCUGGUGCCCAGGGGUAUGCUGGGAUACAUCCGGAUGAUUCUCACAGGCACAGGAUGACCCCGGCUUCCAUCGCUGCCAAGCAUGGAGAGGAAGUUUCUCCAGCUGCCAGUGACCUGGCCAUGGUUUUGACUCGCGGCCUCAGCAUGGACCAGCAGAAGACCAGCCGUGACUCUCUGCAGUUCUCCAGCGGCUACAGCACACAGACCACCACGCCAUCCUGCUCUGAGGACACCAUCCCUUCCCAAGUGUCCGACUACGACUGCUACUCUGUGAAUGGUGACGCAGACGGCGAGGUGCAGGCCGACUUCGACAAGUCCUCCACCAUCCCUCGGCACAGCAACAUUGCCCAGAACUACCGCCGCAUGAUCCAGACCAAGCGGCCGGCCAGCACUGCUGGUCUGCCCACUGCGGGGGGUGGCCAGGGCGGAGGGGGCGUGGGGACCCCGGGGACCGCCACCAUCCGGCGGACGCCCUCCACGAAACCCAGUGUGCGGCGCACCCUGUCCAACACGGGCCCCAUCCCUAUCCGACCACCCAUGGUACCAGUAAGGACGCCCACAGUGCCGGACUCUCCGGGUUACGCUGGGCCGCCGGCUCGGGCGGGCAGCGAGGAGUGCGUCUAUUACUCCGAAGACGCCUCCCCCGGCACACCGGACUACACCAAGGCCUCGCCAAAGCGUCUGAGCCUGCCCAACACAGCAUGGGGCUCUGGUGAGAUGAGCGUCUACGCCCAGCCGGCUGAGGAAGACCAGUUGCUGGCCGCCAACCGGCACAGCCUGGUGGAGCAGAUCGGCGAGCUAGUGGCCAGCGCCCAUGCUCUGGGUGAGGGGCAGUUCCCCUUCCCCUCGCAGCCCGAUGAGCCCCCGCCCCGCCCUGUGCCCGCUCAGGACCCCCAGCCACCAGGGGGGGAGGACAUGCUGGUUUCCAUUCGGAGGGGGGUCCGACUCCGCAAGACCAUCUCCAAUGAUCGGUCAGCACCUAGGAUUUUGUGACAGUCCUCAGCAGAAUACACAAGUCCAUUAAAGUCAGUAAAUAAUCAGUAACUAGACUAUACAGCCACAAACAGCCCCAUCCCUGUAAUUUUUGUAUGUAUGGACGCAUGUUUUAAUCAUCAACACCACAUCAGACGUGGGAGACUGCAAGUUGGCAGGUUGCAGUGUGGACAGGUGGCCCACCCCUCUUGCCCCAACUCUGGGGCGGGGGAGGGGGCACAGUUUGCAGGCCAUGGAGAGUUCGAUAGAGGAUUUGGGUGAAAAUGUAGCGCUGAACUGCCUCUCUCCCCCUACUGUUUUCAUUUCAGAGACUUUCCGGUGUGGGGGCGUGGCCACCUUCACCCCGCCUCUCUCUCUGUGCUCUAUGCUAUGUGCGGGUUCCUGGAGGGAGGAUCGGGUGUUGCAGGCUGAGGGCACUGCUGCAGGUCAGCUGGUGGCCUCAAGGGGGAGCUCUCUGCUGCCAGGAUUAGUCUAUUUUUUCUUUGGCGGGGCGGGAGUGGUAAGGGUUUGCCUUGCAUUCCACUGCUUAGAUUUCCAGGCUGUGUAAAGGGACUGAUACUGUGUCACAAUUUCACGAAAAGAUGAUUUAAAAAUAUGCCAGGCAUAUAAGUGUAUUUUUAGAAGACUUAGUGAACAUUUCAGUAUGAAAUCAAGCAAUAAAUGUGCUGUUUGGGUGGGAAGAUAAAAUUUAAAGAAUAGAUUUUUAUUACUGUAUAGGUUUUAUUAGUGUAUAAGUUUUCUUUCGUUUGUAACUUCAGGCGGUCAUCAGGCAAACAGUUUUAAACUCUGUACCGCGUCUCAUAACUUUGGCACUUUGGUAAAUUCCCUGGCUGAGCACUAGAUGUCACUGUGGUCACACUCUGACAUUCACUGCCACGGCAAUACAACGAAGCGCGCGUAAUCUCACACGUUAAUGUGAAGGAUUAAGGCAAAACGAGGUGAAACGGACAGGAGCCAAUGGAGUUCGCAGGAUAUUAUGAUGUGGAUUUAUUUAUUUUUUGGCGCAGAAAGAAGAUUCACAAGGGAACAGACUGAUGUAUGUAUGUUGUUGACUCGUGCGGUUUAGAUGAAGACUUGCUCAGACUUGCUGGUUUCACGUGGGAAUGUUGUGUGCUGGGAAAUCCUGCUGCGCAUGUGCGGUGGAGGCUCAGGUAGUUAGCGGAGAGCAGAUGAGGGAGGUUUUCGCGCGCACACUCACUCGAGCGAAGUAACAGCAGCUGUACAUGAAAUCUAGUUAUGGAAUAAAGUCUAGGUAGCGUGCAAAAAUAUACUUGUAACAGAUUUUGAUGACGUUUAAUCUUUAGUGAAAAGCAAAUGUCCGGAGGCUAAAUUAACAAAUCUAUUAAUGGCGAAACAUCUUCUCUUCUUUCUUUUGACAUUGACAACUGUUUCACUCAAUGUGAGGGAAGAAACUAGAGCACACCAUAUGCCUGGAUUCAUGUCAGCCUUAUUUAAAGGUGUCAUAUAGUUAAAGGGUGGGGAAAAAAACUCCUAGCAUAUGAAAUGGGACAUUCUGGUCCUCAUGUUUCAUUUAGAGGUGUCUGGUGGAAACGUGUUGGAAUAAUGUGUCAAGACAAAGUCAGAAAUGACAGGAAGUGAAAUAAAAGCGCCAGGAGGAGGGACUUCCUGCGUGACUGCAAACCGCUCGCCUGAGCAUGAUGACCACUGGCAUGUACAUAUUUUACAUAGACACACAACACCGUUUAUUUAUUCCAGGCAAAUAGUACACCCUGUUCUUGAAGACACUUGUAGCCGCAUUCAGCGACAACUUUAUUGCAAUUUUCCCCCAAAUGUUUCCUUUUGUACUGUACUGGAGCAAGCAUUGUUCCCACACUGUGAAGGAGCACAGCGGUGUGGAGGAGGCAGGUUUGACCAAAGGGGCGGGGCAGUGGAUCAGCAGCGACCCCACAUGGAUUUGUGGGGACUGGCAGGCAGCUGGUGAUCCUCCAUAGCUGCACUGAAGCACAGAUCAUAACUUUGUAUGUAAAUAAACAUAUAUAUAAAUAUAUCAGAAGGUGAACACUAAUUGUAAAAGUCGCAUUGCAGAAAUAAUAAAAAACAGUGUUUGACACUAAUUCUACUGUCUAGAUGUACUGGGAAAAAAAAACAAAGGCAAAAGUCAAGUCCACAGGGUGAUGGGCGUGCGGGACGUAUUGUAUUUUUAGCUGAUUAAAAAUACGACAUCAUCAUCAAAUCGAAUUUGGCAAAUCUCGGUAUAUCUAGUUUGUCAUGUUGUCUGAAUGUUGACCGUCAGACUUUUUUUUUGUGUGUUGCCGUUGUUUAAAGAGACGCGUCGUCUUGGAAGCUCAGAGGGUGUUGGGUGUGGAGUUGUCUUUCGGACCUGCUUCUGGUUUGGUUCUCACCCUCAGUCUGGAGCACCAUCGCAUACGUUGACCUAGGUUGGAGGUCACUUCCCCUCACACACAUGCUUCUGAAGUCGAGUAAGCCUGGUUUCGGAAGUACAUACAAAUGCUCAAGUUCCUAAGUGGUGAUUCUGUGCUGGAGGAACAUUCUGCUGAAGGCUCAGGUGGAACUUGGAAAAAAAUUACCCAGCACUUUCGCCCAAUCUGGUCACCUUCCUCAGAGCAGGAUGGUGUGCACAGCUUAAAAGGUUCCCUGUAAGUGUGGUCCAGUUCCAGGCUGUUCUUGGGGGCCAAAAGGAGCAUCUAACCCUUCUCCUAAGCGCCGCUGGUGGAAUGUUUCCCAUUUUUCGUGUUGUGCGUUGAUCUGGGACCGAGAGACAGUUUUCGGGUUGAGGGAAGCUUCCACUAAUGAGACUCAGCACAUGAUUCUACACUGAGCAUCCUUCCUGUGUGCUGUUAAGGAACUCCCCCGCCAUUGUUACACGCAUGGAUGUUGUUAGGUCCUGUAUUGUUCUGCCCUUAUUUCUGUCUUGCUGAUGUUCGAUUGAUAGAGAGUCCAGCCGCUGGAUGGCUUGAAGGCACCUCUGUAAUUUCUCUCAGCCUUCCAGAGCCAUUUGUUACUCUGAGAGAUUGAGGUGGGCCAUACGGCUCGGGACGAGAGCUCGACGUACAGCUGUGGGCUUUUCCAAGGCUCGUUGUGUUUUCAUGCCCACCGGUGUUUGCUGCUCGUGCUCCAGAGAGACACUCUGCUGUCACGUAACACCACACAAUGAAGCCCCCCGCCGCCGCCCCCCCAUACGCACAAAUCGAGUCUCGGGUUAGCAGAAAGGACCAUCACUUUUGCAUCCCCCGGUCAGUCACUUUAUGCCAGCCCCGUCUGUUGAAGUAAUCCUGCAGUGCAUAUGAGGGAAAAAAAAACUGCAAGAUAAAAGCUCGGGUUAAAUGGAUGAAUAUAAGUGUGGUUUCAAAAGCUCAAGCUGCCUCCCUGGAUGCAGGGCUGACAUCAGCCCCGCCUGUCGAGGGAGCUCUUCGUCGGUAAGUGGCCAGACGGGCGCCGUAAAAACCGCACACCUGCCGCUCGCAUCUCCAGCCUCCUGUAGUACAGCGUCACCUCUGACCCCGUCACACCAUCUCCUCUGUCACUCCUUUCACUGACCCCAAGGAACUAAAAACACAGAGUCUCUGAACUUGACCUUUGCCACAGUUAAAAAAAAUGUUUUUUCUUAUUAUUGUGGAAAUAUAUGAUGUGUUUGUUGUUUUUGUACGAAACCUCUCCUUCCAGUGAAGUCCAGUAACACUGCAGAUCCCCGUGACACACUGUCUUCUCCCUUUUCUCUCUUCCUCUUUUUAAUUUAUUGUGUUCUUUUAAUUAUACAUUUGUCUUUUUUGUAAUAUUUACCCUCUUGAUUUGUUAACUUUAGUCACUGCUAACGUAACAAAAUGCACUGUGAUGGAUCCAGUAUUAAUAAAAGUUGUACUUAAAUUCA